Molecule: messenger RNA, 2818 nt
Organism: Condylura cristata (star-nosed mole)
Lineage: Eukaryota; Metazoa; Chordata; Mammalia; Eulipotyphla; Talpidae
Gene: SESN1
Product: sestrin 1
Exons: 10
Coding region: 169-1824 (551 amino acids)
Biological process (GO): regulation of response to reactive oxygen species; positive regulation of macroautophagy; cellular response to leucine starvation
Cellular component (GO): nucleus
Molecular function (GO): L-leucine binding; oxidoreductase activity, acting on peroxide as acceptor
Source: RefSeq, a predicted model, not a curated record
AUCAAUAGAAAAGACAUACCUGGUUGCAAAUGUCGCACGGACGUGUGUUUUCAUGACUGUUCUAUUCUUCUGGUUUUAUUUUUACAUUUCUCGUCUUAAAAAAUACAAAGUGCUUUUGGGGACAUGUUGAAAGGUAACUGAAGACCGCAAGGAAAAGCUCCAGUUGUCAUGGCUGAAGGAGAGAAUGAAGUGAGAUGGGAUGGACUGUGCAGUAGAGAUUCAACUACUAGAGAGACAGCACUGGAAAACAUUAGGCAAAUCAUUUUGAGAAAAACUGAGUAUCUUCGUUCGUUGAAAGAGACACCUGGUCGUCCAUCAGACGGGCUUUCAAAUGUUGUUCCUUUGGAUGGGUUGAAUAAGCUUCUUGCUCACCUGCUCAUGCUUUCUAAGAGGUGUCCCUUUAAAGAUGUAAGAGAGAAAAGUGAGUUUAUUCUGAAGAGUGUCCAGGAACUUGGAAUUAGAAUUCCUCGACCACUAGGACACGGACCAAGCAGAUUCAUCCCAGAAAAGGAGAUUCUCCAAGUGGGGAGUGAAGACGCACAGAUGCAUACUUUAUUUGCAGAUUCUUUUGCUGCUUUAGGUCGUUUGGAUAAUAUUACAUUAGUGAUGGUUUUUCACCCACAGUAUUUAGAAAGUUUCCUAAAAACUCAACACUAUCUACUGCAAAUGGAUGGGCCAUUACCCCUACAUUUUCGACACUACAUUGGAAUAAUGGCUGCAGCAAGACAUCAAUGCUCCUACUUAGUGAACCUCCAUGUAAAUGAUUUUCUUCAUGUUGGUGGGGACCCCAAGUGGCUUAAUGGUUUAGAGAAUGCUCCACAAAAGCUACAAAAUUUAGGAGAACUUAACAAAGUGUUAGCCCAUAGACCUUGGCUUAUUACCAAAGAACACAUUGAGGGACUUUUAAAAGCUGAAGAGCAUAGCUGGUCCCUCGCGGAACUGGUACAUGCAGUUGUUCUACUCACACACUAUCAUUCUCUUGCCUCAUUCACAUUUGGCUGUGGAAUCAGUCCUGAAAUUCAUUGCGAUGGUGGCCACACGUUUAGACCUCCUUCUGUUAGUAACUACUGCAUCUGUGACAUUACAAAUGGUAAUCACAGUGUGGAUGAGAUGCCGGUCAACUCAGUAGGAAAUGUUUCGGUAAGUGAUUCCUUCUUUGAGGUAGAAGCCCUCAUGGAAAAGAUGAGGCAGUUACAAGAAUGUCGAGAUGAAGAAGAGGCAAGUCAGGAAGAGAUGGCUUCGCGUUUUGAAAUAGAAAAAAGAGAGAGCAUGUUUGUCUUUUCUUCAGAUGAUGAAGAAGUUACACCAGCAAGAGAUGUUUCUAGGCACUUCGAGGAUACUAGUUACGGCUAUAAGGAUUUCUCUAGACAUGGGAUGCAUGUUCCAACAUUUCGGGUCCAGGACUAUUGCUGGGAAGACCAUGGUUAUUCUUUGGUAAAUCGCCUUUAUCCAGAUGUGGGACAAUUGAUUGAUGAGAAAUUUCACAUUGCUUACAAUCUUACUUAUAAUACAAUGGCAACGCACAAAGAUGUUGAUACCUCAAUGCUAAGACGUGCUAUUUGGAACUAUAUUCACUGCAUGUUUGGAAUAAGAUACGAUGACUAUGACUAUGGUGAAAUUAACCAGCUAUUGGAUCGUAGCUUUAAAGUUUAUAUCAAAACUGUUGUGUGCACUCCUGAAAAGGUUACCAAAAGAAUGUACGAUAGCUUCUGGAGGCAGUUCAAGCACUCUGAGAAGGUUCAUGUUAAUCUGCUUCUUAUAGAAGCCAGAAUGCAAGCAGAACUCCUUUAUGCUCUGAGAGCCAUUACCCGCUAUAUGACCUGAUGCCUUUCCUCCACGAAGGAUGAUGGAAUGAUCAGCAGAUGUAGUCUACAAGGGGAAGGUACUAGCCCCAGGACCAAUGGUAGAUAAAAGAAUUCAGAAAUCCAUUGUGCCAUGAUUCCCUUAGUUUCUGCUAUUUUACUGUGGAAAUGCCGCUGCUGGCACGAGCAGUUGGAUGCUUGGCAGCUUGAAGUUUAGAACUGUGAAGAAGGGCUGCCAUUCACAGUAUUUUGCUUUUUGACAGUACAAGAUGCUGUAUAGCUGUUUUAAUACAGCAAAUAGUAACUCUCCAAAUCCUGUUGCUUUCAUGUUAAAUAAGAUAACAAGAAUUGGAGCAUGCAAAGAAUGGGACUUGGAUAAUGGUGUAAGCUUUUCAUAAGUAAAGAAAUUUAGGUCUUGGUGCUGCUAUUCCUGCUGGUGGAAUGAACAGAGUGGCUGUUCCAGUGAAGCUAUUAGUAAUAAAAGUGAACACUGCUACUAUCUGAGCCUACAUAAUUUGUGUGGUUUCAAAUUAAACCUGCAUAUGUGUUAACUUCUUGCAUCUAAAAAGCAUAGAAUUAUAUAGCUCAGCAAAGACUUUUUUUUUUAGUUCAGUUAUUGGAUGACAUUAAAUUACAGUGGCAUUCUUAUAAAUAGGAAAAGCUGUCUUUUGAUAUGCUCUUCCCCAAGAUUCUCCGACACUGGAGGGCAUCUGUCUUUGUGCAGUAUUUUUUUUUUCCAGCACCAAGGUUGUGGGAAAUGUUGCUGUAGACCGCUGCGCAGCCCCAGGCGCAUCCCUGUUCCUGCCCACCUUACAGUCCCUACCUUAAAGGUUGUGCAGCUCCUUAAGUAAUAAAAAGCUGGAAAAUAUUUUUAGUCAGGUUAUCAAUUUGAUUUAUAAAAAUGCUAACUUUGAAAUGCAAACAGGUUUGAAAAAAUGUAUUAAGUACUUUGUAUUCUGGAAGCGUGAAUUGCUUUUGAACUGUCAGUAUUAUUGGUAUUUUUCAAUAAAGAAUAA